Messenger RNA from Salmo salar (Atlantic salmon), 1948 nucleotides. It is a transcript of the gene babam1, whose product is annotated as BRISC and BRCA1 A complex member 1. Lineage: Eukaryota; Metazoa; Chordata; Actinopteri; Salmoniformes; Salmonidae. The record is from RefSeq and is a predicted model, not a curated record. Gene Ontology annotation, biological process: positive regulation of DNA repair; double-strand break repair; mitotic G2 DNA damage checkpoint signaling. Gene Ontology annotation, cellular component: BRCA1-A complex; BRISC complex; nuclear body.
ACCACAAUUCCCCGCUGCCGGAAUUCCUGAAUGACAUCCUUCCGAUCAGGAAGAUGGCCGUACACAAGAAAUAGUUAGCGAAAUAUGAACUAUAUUUCAUUCGUUUUCUUAGUUUUAUAGACGUAUAACCGAGGUAUUUCCUGGAGAGAAAAAAAUAAACCAGUAUCCAUGGAGACCCCACAGCCCGGCCCAGCAGACGGAGAGGAGCGAUCAGUGGAGCUGCGGCCCAGAACACGCUCCAACCCGGAGGGUGCAGAGGACCGGCGCAGCAGCACUGGUAGCCUAGGCAACAGCAACCCCAGCACCCCGCAGCCCGCAGUGGGCAGCCGAGUGGAGGGAGAGGGGGAGGCCUCGACCAGCGACAGUCCUCCUAGCUCCACCACCACCACAGUCUCUGCCACCACAGCCCAGACCGUAGCCCCUAUAGUGGCAGCUACGGUCAAUGCCAUAGUAGGCCUGCCCACCCCUACGCCAGUGGCCAAGGACAGGCCCAAACCCACCCAGGCUCCUCCUCCUCUGACGCCCCCCAUCCCUCCCACGGCAGAGUUCCAGCUACGAGCACCCCGCGUCAACUGUCCAGAGAAAGUGAUCAUCUGUUUGGAUCUCUCUGAAGAGAUGUCAUCACAAAAGCUGGAGUCCUUCAAUGGAUCCAAGACCAACGCUCUCAAUAUUUCCCAGAAGAUGAUUGAGAUGUUUGUGAGAACAAAGCACAAGAUUGACAAGCGCCAUGAGUUUGCCCUGGUGGUUGUUAAUGAUGAUGCCUUGUGGCUGUCAGGUUUCACCUCUGACCCCAGGGAGCUGUGCAGCUGUCUCUAUGACCUGGACACCAACGUGUGUGAAACCUUCAAUCUAGAGGAUCUUCUUAGUGUUAUACGUCAGAAGAUAGAUCUUCCUCUCAUGGAUAACAUCCAGACCAUCCCCCCUCCGUUUGUAGUCAGGACUCUCCUCAUCUACAGUAGACACGCUGGACAGCUGCAGUUCAGCCCCUCAGACGCUGUCAAUAGCAUGCUGCUGUCUCCCUACUUCUUCUUUGAUGUGGUUUACCUUCACAACGGGGCUGAGGAGCAGGGGGAUGAGGCCAGCUGGAGGGACAUCUACACAUCGUUCUGUAACCUGGACUCUAAAGGCACCUGUUACCACUUCGAGGUAUCUCUGUGUGGGCCGGCCAUCGAGCUCCACAACUGCAUGGCCAAGCUGCUGUCCCACCCCCUCCAGAGACCCUUCCAGAGCCAUGCCUCCUACAGCCUGCUAGAGGGAGAUGACCCCCAGGAUGUAGAGGCCACCGUCUAACUGGAGGUGCCUGGUAGAGCGACGGACCCCCAGGGGAGGCCAGUGUUUAACUGGGGGUCUUCAGAGUACCCUGGUCCUGGAGAGUUACAGGGUCUGCAGGCUUUUACUCAUUUGACACUGAAUCAAGAGGAAUGUUAGUGCAGGGCUGGCGCAAAAGCCUGUUGAGUCAAGUGUGUUAGCGCUGGACUAAAUGUCUGCAUACGUUGUAGCUCUCAAGAACCAGGCUUGGAGAACAAUGCUCUAACUGGACAAGGAGAUGGGUUGCUAGGAGAUGACAAUGGGGGAAAUUAGGAAGCAUGUGUGUAUGUAUUCCAUUUUGUUUUAAACCUGAUCUGGGGACAGUGUUUUCCUUACAAGUCUUAAAGAGUGAAAUCCAUGGCAGCACUUCUAGGCCUACACAAUAGAUGUCACCCAUUUCCAUGGCAAUAACUAAAUAUAGCUAUAUACACUGUCAGGAGCAAGGUUGUUGUAAUGGGCUGUUUGGGAAGGGUUGUAAACUGAUUCAUUUUCUUGUUUUUACAUCAGUACACCCUCUGAUGGGUACAUUUGCCUUGUCAGAUCAACUGUUUAUAUUCCCACUUAUGUUGCUUGUUUUGUUUUGUCAAUUGUAUUUUCGUUGAUCUGUAUCUGAUGAUUAAAAGAUAAAUGUUAGGUUUAA